UCCUCCAGGCGUGACACGCUAUUCCGGAAAUGCUCCCGGCUCGUCCGACUCCUCGGCUCUUGCCGUAAGAUGGCGGCGGCCGCAACAGCGGGUUGCAUAGCGGGAAGGCGGCUCCUUCGGGCCUGGCCAGGUCACCUUAUCGCGUGGAACUCAGCCUCUGGGAGACGGUCUGUACAUCUUGGGAGAAGCAGAUUCAGGGCUAUCAAGGCAGCACCCCAAAUUGUCCUAAAUGUUCCUGAAACAAAGAUAUCAUCUCUAGAGAAUGGCUUGAGAGUAGCGUCUGAAGAUUCUGGGCUAUCAACAUGCACAGUGGGACUUUGGAUUGAUGCUGGAAGCAGAUACGAAAAUGAGAAAAACAAUGGAACAGCUCACUUCCUGGAGCAUAUGGCUUUUAAGGGAACAAGAAAGAGGUCCCAGUUGGAUCUGGAGCUAGAGAUUGAAAACAUGGGAGCUCACCUUAAUGCUUAUACAUCAAGAGAACAAACAGUAUAUUAUGCAAAGGCUUUCUCAAAAGACUUGCCAAGAGCUGUGGAGAUUCUUGCUGACAUCAUACAAAACAGCACACUGGGAGAGGCAGAGAUUGAGCGGGAACGAGGAGUGAUCCUUCGAGAAAUGCAGGAAGUUGAGACUAAUUUACAGGAAGUUGUCUUUGACUAUCUUCAUGCCACAGCUUAUCAGAACACAGCACUGGGACGGACUAUAUUAGGACCCACAGAAAACAUAAAGUCCAUUAACCGUAAUGACUUGGUGGAGUAUAUUACAACACAUUAUAAAGGGCCUAGAAUGGUACUUGCUGCUGCUGGAGGAAUCGCUCAUGAUGAGUUGCUUGAACUAGCGAAGUACCAUUUUGGUAACUUGCCAUCUAUUGUGAAAGGAGGAGCACCAGCCAUGCCUCCUUGCCGGUUCACAGGCAGUGAAAUUCGCGUGCGAGAUGAUAAGAUGCCUUUGGCACAUAUUGCAAUAGCUGUUGAAGCAGUCGGCUGGUGUCAUCCAGAUACUAUUCCUCUCAUGGUAGCAAAUACUCUGAUAGGCAACUGGGAUCGUUCUUUUGGAGGUGGUGUGAAUCUGUCUAGUAAGCUUGCUCAGGUGGCAUGCCAUGACAACCUCUGUCAUAGUUUCCAGUCCUUCAACACUUGUUACACAGAUACUGGACUAUGGGGUGUCUAUAUGGUUUGUGAAGGAACUACCAUAGACGACAUGAUGCACUUUGUUCAGAGAGAAUGGAUACGACUUUGCACUAGUGUUACUGAAAGCGAGGUAGCACGUGCCAAGAAUCUUCUAAAAACCAACAUGCUAUUACAACUGGAUGGUUCCACUCCCAUUUGUGAAGACAUUGGACGACAAAUGUUGUGUUAUAAUCGUCGAAUCCCAAUUCCUGAACUUGAAGCAAGAAUUGAAGCAAUUGAUGCUCAAACUAUCAAAGAUGUCUGCACAAAGUAUAUUUAUGACAAGGGCCCUGCAAUUGCUGCUGUUGGGCCACUUGAACAACUCCCUGAUUACAACAGACUCUGUAGUGGCAUGUACUGGCUUCGUGAUUGACAUUUAUUAUAAAGCUUUCCUAGAGGCUUAAAGGAUGCUUUGGAGAGACUUGCAUCAAUGGCUCUGAACUUUGAAGAUUGGCAAAUUGAUUCCCCCCACCCAAAUUAUAAUCUAGUUUUGUAGUUCCACAGCAAACCCAGCUAUGCUGUUUGAGUAGAAGAGAAGCCUUUUAAAAUGUACAAAACAAGAAAGUUUAUCGUAUGACAUUUUGUCUGUUUCCAUUACCGCUAGUGCUGACGACUCUUCAAUUCAAGUUGACAACUUAAACUCCAGCCACAAAGAAUACAACCAUCUAUAACGAAUAAAAACCAUACUCUGCA
Molecule: messenger RNA, 1859 nt
Organism: Rhineura floridana
Lineage: Eukaryota; Metazoa; Chordata; Lepidosauria; Squamata; Rhineuridae
Gene: PMPCB
Product: peptidase, mitochondrial processing subunit beta
Exons: 13
Coding region: 70-1539 (489 amino acids)
Biological process (GO): translation
Cellular component (GO): ribosome; mitochondrion
Molecular function (GO): metal ion binding; metalloendopeptidase activity; structural constituent of ribosome
Source: RefSeq, a predicted model, not a curated record